Messenger RNA from Oreochromis niloticus (Nile tilapia), 3325 nucleotides. RefSeq names its product polymeric immunoglobulin receptor. The transcript has 14 exons. The record is from RefSeq and is a predicted model, not a curated record. Gene Ontology annotation, molecular function: protein binding; transmembrane signaling receptor activity. NCBI's taxonomy places the organism in Eukaryota, Metazoa, Chordata, Actinopteri, Cichliformes, Cichlidae. Bases 173 to 1432 code for a protein of 419 amino acids. Gene Ontology annotation, cellular component: plasma membrane.
GUGUUCAUUACAGUGUCAUUACAAUCUGGCAUUUAUGUAGUUAACAUCUGAAGCAUCUGAAUCUGCCCACUGGUCACAUGACAAAGGGAAAUUGAUAUAUGGUGGAAUCUGGAGUCUGUGUUUGCACAACACAGAACACUUUCUUGUUAAGCGUCAAACUUGAAGAGGAAACAUGCAGCGACUCUUUAUACUCACGCUCAGCCUGAUACCAUGGAUCCCAGCUGUUCUCUGCUGGGUGAGCACUAAGAAGGAGUUUACUGGCCCGGAGGGUGGAUCCCUCACUGUCGAAUGUCGAUAUGGUUCUCACUAUGAUAAACAUGUCAAAUACUGGUGUCAUGGGUGGACGACAACUUUCUGCGAGAUCUUGGCUCGAACUGAUGAGACCUCCUCGGCCAAUCAAGACAAAGUGAGCAUUUCUGACGACCGGGGCAAGUACAUGUUCACAGUGACCAUGAAAAACCUGAAAGAGACGGACUCUGGGUGGUACUCGUGUGGUGUAAUAAUAGGUAACGAAUGGCAGGCCGAUGACAUUGCUAACACUGAAGUGAAAGUGUUUCAUGGUGUGAGAGUUGUGAACAGAAUUGUGAGUGGGGAAGAAGGAAGUAGUCUCACGGUUCAAUGCCUUUACACUCUGAGACUCAGACUAAGUGAGAAGAAGUGGUGUCGGAGAGGAGACGCGAGCUCCUGUCUGUCGACGGGUUCUAAAGGGAGUUACGAAGAUGCUUCAGUGGCCAUCAGCGAUGACAUAACUGGGGCUUUCAAUGUAACCUUAAAGAAGCUGCAGAUGAGCGAUGCUGGCGGGUAUUUAUGUUCUGCAGGGCAGCAGCAAGUAGAUGUACAGGUUCAGGUCAGACCACACGGCUCUACUAAAACAGAGCCCGUGACAACCCCACCUACUCCGAGUCAGCCCUGGUACCAUUACCGUUACAUGUUGGAGUCUAUAGUGGGGUGUUCGUCUCUCCUGCUUCUAGUGGGCUUGGCUGUAUUGGCAAGAAAGAUACUGCGCAAGAAGGCUUCUUCACGCUUUAAGGAGACAGAAGAGAUAUUCCCUGAUAAUCCAAAGGGCAUGAGAAACCUGCAACGAAGCAAGGAACACAUUAUUAAAAUCGACAACAAGGAGAAGGCUUCUUCACGCUUUAAGGAGACAGAAGAGAUAUUCUCUGAUAAUCCAAAGGGCAUGAGAAACCUGCAACGAAGCAAGGAACACAUUAUUAAAAUCGACAACAAGGAGGAGAACUGCACAGUGGUGUCACGGUCAGAAGAGGCAGACCGUGCGGUGGUGUGUGUGGUGGACCCAGGUGCGAACACAAAGAAGGCUUCUUCACGCUUUAAGGAGACAGAAGAGAUAUUCCCUGAUAAUCCAAAGGGCAUGAGAGACCUGCAACGAAGCAAGGAACACAUUAUUAAAAUCGACAACAAGGGUCCUUAUUAAGAAGAGUGAGGCCGAUUUUCAACAGAUGAUCCAGGAGCGACUGAAGAAAGUGGAGGAGAUCAAAAACUGUUUGAAGCUCAGCACGGUGAGCCACGAAGCAAAUUUCUUUUAUGUGGUUUGUUGGAUUCUCUCUUACUGAUUUCCUGUUUUAGUCAAAGUCAACAAAUGUGUUUAGAAAGUCUGACAUGAGUUUGGUAAAAGCUUAGAGAGACUUUUACACAAACAUCAGUUCUUUAGGAGGCUAGGCGUAUAAACAGUUCAGUUAGUUUCAUGAAAUUAGACCAAGAGUAGAAUUAAUCUUGACUUGUAGAGAAUGUCAAACCCCAAAUAUCCAAUAAUAGAUCCAUCAGAGUGUGAAUGUUAGAUGAAGCACUCGGGCAUAGAUAAAACCACUGUGUCAAUGCAUGUGUGACUGGGAGAAUGAGAUUUAUAGUAGGAAGCGCUUUGAGUGUUCAAACUGAGAAAUAAUUGACUAGUAAAGGAGUCAGGGACACUGAUUACACCAAAAGAAGAGGCUUGAUGGAUCAGAAUAAAAUAAAGGUACUAGAAAAGAUUUGAGCUAUUAGCACUAUAUUUUCAGUUUUUAGUGAAGUUUUAUUUGGCUUAGUUGACUUACUUCCUUUACAAUUACCAGAAAAAAAUCACAGCUUGGUGUUAAAGUACUUCCUGGUACUCUGAAAGGCCUAAAGUGAAACUCCACACGUGUUCCCCUGAUCCCAAACACAGCUGUGAGGAACGAUGACAGAAUGAUAAAUCAUCUUGUAAACGUUUUCUCACGUGGCUGUUACGCCCAUGUUUUUAGCAUUGCUAACUGUUCCUGUUGUGCUGCUCACAAAUAUGCAAACCUUAUUUACAUGUAACACAUUUAAAUAUAAAGUCUGGAAUUCUCAGGAUUCAACACACUAACAAACUAUUUCUUUGUUGACUUUUAAAGCAGAUUAAUCUGACAUAACAAACAAUAUACCAUCUCCAUUCUGGAUUUAAGGAGUUCAACCUGCCUGUUUUCUUAAGAAAGCUAUUAUGAUAACUUCAAAUAUCCCAGUCUCAACUAGUUUGGGUCAAGUUAAUGGUUGAUAUGACUCCAAACACUGAGGCGUCCUCCCUAACUGAUGUGAAAAGCACCUGAUAAAAUACAGAACAGAUUUUUUGAGUUAAAUUAAAAAAGUCUUCAUAAAAGUGAUGCCUGUGAAACCAAUUCAAACCUGCUUCCUGCCAACAUUAUGCCAGUGUGAUUGCGUAAAAGGAAGCAACGAUUCAAUAUUAAUAACUAUAAAUUAUUAAAAAAGGAAACCCAGAGUGGACAAAAAAAUGCAAAUAGAUAAAAAGGGAUUUUACAUGAUUAAAACAACUGACAUGGAAAAAGAGACACGACAAAGUACUUUCAUUAUUAUUAUACAUCUUUAUUUAUGUUCAUCAAAGAAAAAACACAAGAUAAACAAAAGCAAACACUCUUCCAUCACUUUGGAAGCGAGUAUUUGUCCCAAAAUGAAUAAUGUUGGACUCUGUGGAUAAAAGGCAGUAGACAGAAUUUAGAAAACAUAAUAAGUGUCUCAGUCCCAUCAGAGAAAGAGCUAAAAUAUUGUAUUUACUUCUUUCUAAUCAAAACCAUAAAUUAGAUCACUGGACUCAAAUGUUACUGAACCUCUUCUGAAAGUUCACAACUGCAUUUUAAAAAAAAUGAUAGCAUAUAGUCAAAGUCAAAUUUAUUUACAUAGCACAUUUAAAACAACAACCGUUGACCAAGGUGCUGUACAAUUAAGGUAAUUAAAAGAAAUAAAAACAUAGGGAGAUAUGAUAAGAGUUAAGAAAAAGAAUCAUAAAAUUAGAAGAUUUGAGUGAGAAAUAAGAUAAAUAAAAGUAAUACAAACUCAUUCUGAUUUUAAAGCCAAGGAA